Pseudomassariella vexata is the source of this 5742-nucleotide messenger RNA. RefSeq lists its product as uncharacterized. The transcript is spliced from 2 exons. NCBI's taxonomy places the organism in Eukaryota, Fungi, Ascomycota, Sordariomycetes, Amphisphaeriales, Pseudomassariaceae. Gene Ontology annotation, biological process: phosphorelay signal transduction system; peptidyl-serine phosphorylation. The record is from RefSeq and is a predicted model, not a curated record. The coding region runs from base 1 to 5742 and encodes 1913 amino acids. Gene Ontology annotation, cellular component: nucleus; cytoplasm. Gene Ontology annotation, molecular function: ATP binding; protein serine/threonine kinase activity.
AUGGACCAAUAUCCCACUAGACUGGUACCGCCAGCAGUCAGUUCGCUCCGGGCACAGGCUGCUGGCAGUGCGAUGGAGCGAACAUUGACCCAGGACAUCAGAGAAGAGCGGGAGGAGCUCAGGGAAGCCGCGGAGCAGACUCUGAACGUCAUUGUCGACCUGAACCUCGAUGGCACCAUACGAUGGGUCAGCCCAUCCUGGGUUGAUGUUAUAGGCACCCAGCCAGGUGCCGUGGCAGCCACGCCCAUUGCUGACUUGAUCAUCAGUGAUGACAAAGCUAUAUUUUCUGAGGCCGUUGGCUCGAUGAAGAAAGAUGACUCGCGAAGCCAGUUUAUCAGAUUCACCGUCUAUCUCGGGCCACUAUCCAAGUUGUUGCCCCCCGAGACGGUCAAGGAGCCCGAGCCUACCGAAGCCGAUCCCGUCACUGUGGAGCUCGAAGCCCAGGGUAUCAUGGUAUACGAUCGUACCACCGGGGGAGAGAGCCACACCAUGUGGAUGAUCCGGCCGUGGAUAGCACCUCGCGAAAUUAAGAUUGAUCUACCGUCCCUCAUAGUAGAUUCUCUUGGGUCUGGCGCCGAGGUUCUGGCAAGCUAUCUAACUCAACUGGCCGAGUCUGGAAGCGAAGACCCUGCAAGUCAACCCCCACCCUUACCAGCGUUGUGCCGUAUUUGUGAACGUCAAAUCCCGCCAUGGUGGUUUGAGAAGCACACCGACCUGUGUCUGCAGGAACAUCGCGCAGAGAUGGACGUUCAAAUGACUCAAGAGACCUUGGCGGAGCAUCGACACUCGCUCGUCAAAGUGCUAGACGCUCUGGAGGCCCGGAAGACUCGUCCUCUUGCGGGAGAACAGGUCAUCCUGCCAAUGGCCGAAUACAAGGGAUUCACCAUAGGCCCGACUUCGAGUUCGUCCUCUCCUGGGACAUCUUCGCCAGCUGGGUCAUCGAGGGAUCGAUCGACUGGCUUUGGCCACUGUCGCUCUCGAUCAUUUGCUGUCCGUCGACCUCAGUAUCGUAUCGUGGAACUUCUCCUGGAUCUAUGCGAUACGUCAAUGGAAAUCAGCACGCCUGCCAUUAAAGAGACCGGCUCUCAGGGUUCCGGGGAGUUCAGAACACAAUCUCCACAGUCAGAAUCUCGUAUUUCCCAAGUGCUUCAGUGGCAAUCUCCUGGCGCGAACACAUUGGAGCAAGAACAAGGUCUAGCGCUACUGUGCUCUGACACGGAGAAAGUAGCAAAGGACAAGGUUGAGGCCGUCUUUCGGUACCGUCGGAUUCUCGAGUACUCGGAGAGGAUUCGAUGCGAAUUCACCGUGAUCGUUCAGGACUGUAUUGACCAGGCUAUGCACAAAGCUGCCCGAAUUGCGGCCGGUCGCUUGAGUGACUCGACUGAAGACGAAGAGGAGCUUCAAGCUGAUGAGCAUGAUCAAAAUGAGGAAGAAGAAGAAGAGGAGGAGGAGGAGGAGGAGGAGGAGGAAAUCACCCCUGCAGCUCAGGAGGAACCCAUGUUUGCUGGGUCCUUUGACGUGCCUUCCUCUCUGGCCAUGGCACUCAAGAAUGUGAAAUUGGGAGAAACCCCAAAUAAACGGCGGCCAUCAUCGGUGAUUGGAUCAACCAGAUCAAGUAGUCCCAGAGAAUGUUUAACCCCACGGUCUCACCGUGGGGCUCUCAGCGUCACAGGACAGACUCGGGAGUCUCGCAGGGAAUCUCUGAUGUUUGAGAGUGAUGCUGGAGAUAGCGAUGGUAGCCAGAGAUCUUCCUCUGUAACAUCACGCCAGCCACCCCGAACCGAAUCCCCGAUAUCUGAGUUUGGUGGUCUGCGGCGUGCCACCAGCUCUCGGCAGCAUCAAAGACGCAGCCUCAUUCUCCCAGGCAACUCAUCCCCCCAUCGGCAAGAGUCACCCAACCGAGGAAACCCACCGUCUUCUCCCCUAUGUAUACUUAAGCCGAGGAACCUCCAUUUCUCACAGGACGGCGUUGUGUCCCCGGAAGCUUCGCCUAUGCUACCACAUAGUGAAUUCAGCUCACCUGCCCCUGUUUCCCACCAUCGCCGACAGUCAUCAACGGCCACGUCAGAUUUGCCCAUUCGGCAUCCCCCAUCUCCACGGAUGAAUCCCGUUAAUGCCGCACCCAUGGCCCGUGCUGUGCCGCCAUCUAUCAAAGACUUUGAGAUCAUCAAGCCCAUCAGCAAAGGCGCUUUUGGCAGCGUAUACUUGUCCAAGAAGAAGUCCACGGGCGAAUAUUUUGCCAUCAAGGUUUUGAAAAAGGCUGACAUGGUUGCGAAGAACCAAGUCACCAACGUCAAGGCGGAAAGGGCUAUCAUGAUGUGGCAAGGAGAGAGCGAGUUCGUGGCCAAGCUAUAUUGGACAUUUUCUAGCAAGGACUAUCUCUAUCUUGUCAUGGAGUACCUCAAUGGUGGGGACUGUGCUUCGCUUAUCAAAGUGCUUGGUGGUCUUCCCGAGGACUGGGUAAGGAAGUAUCUCGGUGAGGUCAUCCUUGGUGUCGAGCAUUUACAUGAUCGAGGCAUUAUCCACCGGGAUCUGAAGCCGGACAAUCUGCUCAUCGACCAAAAGGGCCAUCUGAAAUUGACAGAUUUCGGUCUGUCACGGAUGGGUUUGAUAGGACGUCAAAAGCGAGCUUUGAACAGUGGCAACUCGGAUCAGACACCCGACCUCCUGAAAACCGGGCCUUUCGCUCGUUCCACCUCCAUUGCAUCAUCUCGAUCGACAUCCAUUGAUUUACAUGGAGGGCAUCACUCGCCUGGAGCAACACCCCAAAUGACACCCAGCGACACGGGGCAUAGCCUUGGCCAGCCAUCAUACUUCAAUUUGUCCAACGUCCAACAAGAGCCUCGCCGCAUCUCGGGACAACGGAGCGAUAGUGGAGGGAGCGAGACGUUGACACACAUGAUGGGCAACUUCUCUCUCAAUGACACUCAUUCGAGACAGUCCCAUACGUGCAUCAAGUCGCCGCAAGAUGAUGGCAGCGAAACCAACAGCAUUUUAUCCCCUGAUUUCCCAUCGCUGCAUCACUCAAGUACCCAGGGAAGCGAUAUGCAUAGGAUUACGCCCUCUCAGCCGUCGAUGAUGCCACCCCCAAUGGCUCUGUUUGAUCCUGAGGAUACAGACCGUCGGUUCGUCGGUACUCCUGAUUACCUUGCUCCGGAAACAAUCAAGGGGGAAAGGCAGGACGAGACGAGCGAUUGGUGGUCGGUUGGUUGCAUUUUGUUUGAGUUCCUCUACGGCGUCCCUCCAUUCAAUGCUGCAGACGCGCAACUCGUGUUCGAAAAUAUUCUGGCUCGGAGAUUCCAAUGGACCGAGGAUGCUGACGAUGGUAUCUCGGCUGAGGCCAAGGACCUUAUCAACAAGCUACUUUGUGUGGACCCGCAGCAAAGACUGGGCUCCAACCGUGACGAGAAAUACGCUUCAGGCGGGGAGGAGAUCAGAAAUCACCCGUGGUUCGAGGGUAUGAACUGGGACUCUCUGCUCCAAGACGAAGCACAGUUCGUCCCUCAACCGGAUAAUCCGGAAGACACGGAGUACUUUGAUGCGCGCGGUGCUACUUUGCAGGCGUUCACAGAGGAGAUGGAAGAUCAGCUUUCGCCUCCGUCUGCUCCAACCCCAGACUAUCCGGAUCGCCCUCAUGACGCGCUUUCCCGUGUUCGAUCCCAAGUUCAAGUCAACCAAAUCAAGCGCGGGUUGAUGCCACUACACAUACCCCCGCAUAUCAGAGACCUCAAGAGUCGAAGACUCAGCGAACCUGUCGCAUCUGACGAUUUUGGGACCUUUGCCUUCAAGAAUCUUACGGUGCUCGAAAAAGCAAAUAAGGAUGUCAUACAACAGCUCAAAGCUCAGGCGAUGGCGGCCUCGCAGAACAGGUCAGGUAUGAGUCCAGGUGGCCCCAACAGCGCUACCUCUCCGGCACCUGUGCUCGAGGGUAGUCCUCCUGUGCUAUCUAUGCCUGUGCAACGAACACUUUCCAAUGCCAAAGCUUCCCAGCGACCCGCGUCGCCAUCUGCUGUGAGCCAUGCGAACUCCUCUCCUAGCCGGGCUUCUCAGCCAUCGUCUCCACUUCUCGUGUCCUUUGUUGCUGGCCAAGGAUCCGAAGGCCGUCGGAAGCCAUCGAGCAAUUCGUCGAGUCUGUCCAAGGAGUCAGCCAGCUCCUUACAGCCUGGUAACUUCUUUGAGGUGCCUAGGGUCAUACCAAAUUUUCAGAAGUCUGCUACUGUUGCACCAUCUCCAGUCAAGGGGCGAGGUGUACCGCCCCCUUUGUCUUUAUCACCGCAGAAGCAUAUCGGAACCCCGCGACAAUCGAGCAAUUCCUCUGCCCGGUCAAGAUCGUUGACUGUGGGCUCUCAAGAUGGUAGUCCAGUAGCAUCGGAUCUUUUGGCACACCAUCGCAAUCGCCGUAGCCAAGUCUUCGACAUGUCUCCAUCCUCGUCGGACAAUGAGGGUGAGAAGGCCAAUGCCUUGCUACGCGUCCAGAGGCGACGCCAGAGUUCGCGGCGUAUGUCUGCCAUCAAUCUUGAUAGUCCAUCCUUCCGUUCACUCGACGUGUUGAUUUGUGAGGAUCAUCCAGUAUCGCGCAUGGUUAUGGAGAAACUUCUUGAAAAACUACGUUGUCGAACCAUUUCUGCGUCGACUGGCUCGGAAGCUGUGCGGUACGCGCUGAGUGAGAUCAAAUUUGACAUCAUCUUCACCGAGUUCAAGCUUCCCGAGGUGAGCGGAACCGAUAUCGCCCGCAUGGUCCGCGAGUUAAAGAACGUUAAUGCGCACACGCCCAUUGUCGCCAUUACAGCGUAUCUGAAAGAACUACAAGCACCUCACUACUUUGAUUCGCUUGUCGAGAAGCCCAUCAGUUCAUCAAAACUGAUUGAGGUCUUGUCCAACCUAUGCCAAUGGAAACCUCCCUCAUCAAGCCAAAGCACGUCCAUUUCGCUGACUAAUCCCGUGGCCUCUAUUCCCUCGUCCUUGAGGCAGAGCACUCGGACAGACGAUAGUCCGACAUCUGGGUCCUCCGGCUACGCUCACCACCCGGAAAGCAGCAGUUUCAGGGCAUCAAGUCGAGAAGAUUCUAUCAGUUCAAGCCUUUUUGGUGACUCGGAAUCCGUCACGACCGAUGAGAUUCCGGUAGUCAUAAGUCGGAAAGCUACGGGCGAUUGGGACGAAUUUAGUAUCAACCACGAUGAAAUUCUGCUCAACGCCGGCGGCUCGCCCAAACUGCCUGCUGAAGUAGUAACUCAGCAAUCAGCCCCAGCGCAAACGGAGCAACAGACGAGAAUGCCAGUUCCUCGGCGUUCGCUGGAAAAGCUAAGAUCAAGGCGUGAGCACCUGGAGAAACGCAGGAACGAAAGUACCGAUUCUGCCGACGACGAAGAUGAGGAGUUAGGCGCGUCAAAGGAUCGCGACCGCAGCAUGCGUGGCAAAUCGAUGGCAUUGCCGAGCUCCAGAUUGGGAAUCGAAAUGAUGAGAGCGAACAGUCACGAUAGCGUUGCUGUCGCAUCCGACUCUACCGUCGAGCCCAUCACCCAGGUUGUCACGCCAUCGAAGCCCAUGCGCGCCUGUUCACCGUUGAGGUCGCUGCAGACGCCAUCGGAGGCACCGCCAAGUCAAAGGAGUGGUAUAGUCGAGGACGAUGACCCCGACGAAACACCUCGUCCACCGGCAGACUCAAAACUUGAGGCUGACACUGACGAACCCACACCUCGGCCGACUGUGAAACAAUCGGACUCGGUAUUGCAAGUGUUGUAG